GUUUUUAAGUACAGUAGAUUAAUUUAAAAAGCCUAAAUGUAAAUCCAAAUUUAAUGCACUGUUAUCCUGUUGUGCUUUUCUGACAAUAAGCAGUACGAUACGAGAUGAUGUAAAAUAUAAACCUAAAAUGUUUACAUCACUUCUAACUGGACACAGGAAGUUAUAUCGCUAUGAUUUUCAUGCAUGAUGACGUAGAAACUUAACGCGACGUCCUUGAAUGGGGGGGGGGUGCUUCGAAAAGUAAUGUAAUGCUCUUAGCAAGGUUUUAAACAACAAUGGCUUUAAGUUGACGGCUUCCGUGCACUUUUCAAUCCGUAGCGGCCGUCUGGACAUCUUUUUGUGGGGUCGCGGUGUUUGCCCCCCCCCCCCUUCCCGCUCCCGCGGACGCCAUCUGCUCGUCGUAUUAGCGCCGGCUUUAAAUUGGCAAACACUCCCCGGCUGGCUCCUUUCGCCCAGCAUUGCCUUUUCUGUGCCUUUAGUGAACUUUUUCUUUUGAGUAAAUAACAUUUAAAUCGUUUCGAAUGAACGUUUGGUUGACGUAAUCGCGCCGCUUCCCUUUUUUGGCUCCGGCGGCGGCGGUCGGGGAAGGAGAAGCCGGCCGGGAUGCUCGCAGCGGACCAGCCGUCCCCUCCGAGACUCGGCCCGCGCGUAAAAGUGGGCCCGGUUGGCAGGAGCGGCGUGGUUCGGGAGGGAGCGGAAGAUGCUCACGUGGAUUCUGGACCUGAAAGUGCCGAGUAGUGAGUUUGACGUGUUUGGCUAGUGGUUAGCUUUCCAGGUUAGCCGCGGGCUAACGCCAGCUAGCCAAACUUCGCCGUUUGUCCCGACUCACAAUGGAAAGUAACUUUCUUCACUAGCAUUGAUUUUUACCCUCCACUUUUUAAAAAAAAAAAAAAAAAACUCGUUGCCACCGCAAUUUAACGGCGUCCAACCCUCGUUUUUAAGCGUUGUUUGCAUUUUAACGCGUUUACGAACUCCCGAUAGCUAACUGCGUUGUCAUGGCGACCAGACCAAAGAUGCAAGCGUCCCGAAGCCGCAGCCGCCGCCACAAGAUGGAGGCACGUUGUUUCCCAAAAAAAAAAAACCCUCAAAAUCCUCUUCUCGUGUUCUAUUUUAGAUCGGACUGCGGUAGGAUGUCAACAUCUCCCGCCGAGCUCACGAGCCGGCGCACCCGCGAGCGGCACCGGCAGCGUCGCUUCGGUCUCGACUUGCACCUGCUGGCCAACCCCGGAGAUUCUCUCCUGCUGCAGCACAGCCUGGACCGCCUGCUGCGCUGGCUCUGCCCGAGCCUCCGCGUCUUCCACGUGUCCGAGAGGGCCUCUCCUCGCGGGGGCUUCGCUCGGCUCUCUCCGGGGGCCGCUUCGCCUUCUCUGGCCGUCACCUUCUUUCUCCACGAGGCUUACGGAGAAGAGCGGAUCCUCAAAGUUCUGGACUUCUUCCAGCGACCGCCCUGGCGCUACCACCACACGGAAAACUGCGGCGGCAAGCUUGCCGCCGGGGUCCGCGUCCCCUCCGGCGCCGACGCCUCGCCGCGGCCCUACCUCCUCCCCAGUCGGGACUUCUACAGCCUGGGCCCGGGGAUGCCCGUGUGGGGCGUCCGGCCGGUCCACUGCGGGGGGGAGAUCCUGCGCGUGACGCUCUACAGCGGCUACGACAACUACGAGGACGCCGUGCGAUUCUACGAGACGGUGCUGCAGCAGCGGGCCCAGGAGCAGAAGACGGGAUUCUGCUGGUUCACCCUCCACACCGAACCAGGCCUGUGCCUGCAGCUCGCGUUGAAGCGGGUGUCGGCGGGGGUCCACGUGGAGCCGUGUAACUCGGCCGUGCUGCAGUUCAGCGUGGAGGAGAUCGGCCAGUUGGUCCCUCUGCUGCCCAACCCUUGCACGCCCAUCAGCACCUCUCGCUGGCAGACCGAAGACCUGGACGGAAACAAAGUUCUCUUCCAGGUGAAGACCCCGACGCAAAGCAAGCCGCCUUUGACCUGCGCUUUCCCCCCGACGCACCUCAAGGGCGGAGGACCCGUCCAAAACCCGCCGGCGGCCUGGCAAAGCCACAGACGCGGCGCGAGACCCGCCGGCGACGCGGCCGCGCGGAAGCCUCCGGGAAGCCGAGGCUCAAGCAGCUGCUGCAGCACCCCCCCGGGCAGCUCUUGCUACUCCUCCCGAGGCAGCAGCCCGGGGCCCCCGCCCGCCUCCGACUCCCCCCUGCGCCCCCCCGCGGCCCGUUCGCUCUCUCGUCUGCUGCUGGAGGACGACGACCACGACGGGGAGACCAACGUGGACACGGGCGUCGCCGUGGCUCGCGCUGCCCCCGCGGGAAGCGGGACCGCGCCCGAUUUUUCCGACCCGCCGUCGUCGCGAGUCAAUGGCGGGGAUCCGGCCGACGAGUUCUUCAUCUGAGGACGCCGGGCAACCGUGCGCAAUGUGCCACUUUCAAGUAUUUCAAGACGUUCUGAAGACCGACAGCAAAAAAAAAAAAAAAAAAAAAAAUGUCACACAAGCAAGAAGAGUGUAAAUAAUCGUCCCAGUCCGGACGUGGCAACCAGUUUCUGCUUUUUCCUCACUCAAAGUCAGCCGGGAUAGGCUGCAGCUCACUUGCAGACCCUGAUGAGGAUAAGCGGGAGAGUGUUUUUGCGUAUCGAGCUAGAACUGAUCAUCAUCAUCUUUGAACGUGUUAUUUUGUGACUAUGAAGUAUUUGCUUAACUUUUAAAAGAAAAAAAAAAAAAAAAAAGUCUUACGCUGGAAGCUGCUUUUUGCGUACAACUAAAUGUUCUUUCGGCUUGUCCCGUUCGUGGUCGUCACAGCUCAGAUGACCGCCGUUAUUUGUUUGGCACAGUUUUUACACCGGAUCCCCUUUUUUUUGGGAUUCAAACUCACAACCCCUGGUUUACCAAACCGGUGCUCUAACCGCUGAGCAUGGGGGGGCUUCUCAGAUCGCAUGUUUACAAGACGGGGAAAAUAAAUGUGCGGGUGAUG
Messenger RNA from Syngnathoides biaculeatus (alligator pipefish), 2973 nucleotides. RefSeq names its product protein FAM124B. The coding region runs from base 996 to 2396 and encodes 466 amino acids. The transcript has 6 exons. The record is from RefSeq and is a predicted model, not a curated record. Gene Ontology annotation, cellular component: nucleoplasm. Lineage: Eukaryota; Metazoa; Chordata; Actinopteri; Syngnathiformes; Syngnathidae.